Molecule: messenger RNA, 1737 nt
Organism: Paracoccidioides brasiliensis Pb18
Exons: 2
Coding region: 1-1737 (578 amino acids)
Biological process (GO): amino acid transmembrane export from vacuole
Source: RefSeq, a predicted model, not a curated record
AUGGAUGAGCAAGUAGACGGUAGGUAUCCUGGGGAUGAUUCUCGUCCAACAAGCAAAAAGGAGCUGGCAGGAUGGUAUUGCUAUGGCUGGGCAGCGGAGGUGUUCACAGCUUGUGCUAUGGGAUCCUUCCUCCCGAUCACCCUCGAGCAGAUGGCAAGGGAUCGAGGAGUCCUUCUUUCAAAUAAAGCGACACCAUGCAGUGCGACCUGGAGAACGACUCCUGUUGUACCUAGUCUGGCCUUGUCUUCUCCGAGCAGCCCACACUCUCCCGAGACUACGCAGUGUGUAGUAUAUAUCUUAGGGUUUCAAAUAAACACAGCCAGCUUUGCGAUGUACACAUUCUCAGUCAGUGUCUUAGUCCAGUCACUAUUAAUCAUCUCCAUGUCUGGAGCGGCGGAUCAUGGAGUCUACCGAAAGACAUAUCUCUUGGUCUUCGCUGUCGUCGGUGCGGUCUCAACCAUGCUCUUCCUGGCAGUUGUUCCGCAGGUUUAUCUCCUUGGCGCUUUAUUAGCAAUUGUAGCGAAUACCUGCUUUGGCGCCUCUUUUGUAUUACUCAAUUCAUUUCUACCUUUGCUUGUUCGUCAUCAUCCUUCCAUUCAAUCGACUCCGGCUGACCCUACGCACGAUGAUGGACAAUCCGCUGCUGCACCUCAGCAGCUUAGAUCUAGCCAGAGACGCCGGUCUAGUAGUCUGUCGUCAGUCACAUCGGCUCUACUUCAGAACAACCCUAAUCUGUCUACACACGACUCUUUAUUAAAAUCUCCCCAAACGUCGGCGGAGCUCCAGUUAUCGACGAGGAUAUCUUCCUACGGGAUUGGCAUUGGUUAUAUUGGGGCUGUUAUUCUCCAAAUUAUAUCCAUCUUUGUCGUGGCCGUCACGGGCUCAACAACAUUCUCCCUACGGCUCGUUCUCUUCGGAAUUGGGCUGUGGUGGUUACUCUUUACGAUACCUGCAGCUAUGUGGCUCCGUCCACGCCCCGGACCCCCGCUUUCCAGCUCGGUUCGAGGAGCCCAUACGUGGCAGUGGGUAAAUUAUAUUGUGUAUGCAUGGCAGUCUCUCGGUCGCACAGCUCUUCAAGUCCGUCAUCUCAAAGAUGUGCUUAUCUUUUUAGCUGCGUGGUUUCUCCUUUCCGAUGGUAUUGCCACGGUGAGCGGCACUGCUGUGUUAUUUGCCAAAACCCAGCUGGGUAUGAAGCUUGCCGCCCUUGGACUAAUCAACGUAAUAGCAAUGGUUUCCGGAGUGUGUGGUGCGUUUUUUUGGAACUAUCUGUCUCGUCGGUUGAACUUGCAAGCUUCGCAAACUAUCAUCGCCUGUAUUUGCGUUUUUGAGCUCAUACCUUUUUACGGACUUCUCGGAUUCAUCCCAUCAAUUAAAAAGCUGGGAGUCUUUGGGCUUCAGCAACCUUGGGAAAUGUACAUGCUAGGGGCGUUUUAUGGCGUUGUAAUGGGAGGAUUGUCAUCCUAUUGUCGAAGCUUUUUUGGCGAGUUAAUACCACCAGGGUUCGAGGCAUCCUUCUACUCAUUGUAUGCCAUCACCGAUAAGGGGUCGAGUAUUUUUGGUCCCGCGAUCGUCGGAAUGAUUACAGAUGCAUACGGAGAGAUUCGUCCUGCAUUUGGAUUUUUGGCCGUCGUCAUUUUGGUCCCAUUACCACUCAUGUUGCUUGUCGACGUAGACCGAGGGAAGCGGGAUGCUAAAGUUUUGGCUGAUAAGUUGGAAGGAAGGGAGCAGGAGGGUUAA